AUGAGUGCGGAGCGGCCUGGGGUGGCUCCUUUGCUCGCCUGGCUGUGGGGUCCCUGCAGAGACGCCUCCUGGUUCUCACAGUCGUGGCUUGGCUGCAUCCGGGACAACACUGGCAACGACCCACGAGUCAAGGCAGAGCAUAUCCAGCAGAUCAUGACCCUGGAGGAGUCUGUGCAGCACGUGGUCAUGGCGGCUAUCCAGGAGCUUAUGACCAGGGACUCAUUAGACACCAUGAGUCCUGAGAUGUAUGGGACCUUUGAUAGCCAGUCCCGCAGGUACUAUUUCCUGAGUGAGGAACCUGAUGAGCCUGAUGUUCCCUGCAGGCGCUGCCGGGACCUGGAGCAGCAGGUGGCGGCACUGGCCGAGGCUGCACGGGGGCGGCAUGAGACCGAGGUGGGGGGUGCAGCCCGGAACCUGCUGUUGCUGCAGGCACGGGUGGAGCAGCUGCAGGAGGAAAACUACAGGCUGGAGAGCGGGCGUGAGGAGCUGCGGGGGCACUGCGAGGGGCUGCAGCGGGAACUUGGUGCUUUGCGGCAGCGCAGCCAGGAGCUUGGGGACCUGGCGAAAGAGGCCCAGGCCCUGCGGGACGAGAUGGAUAUGCUCAGGGACUCAUUAGAGCGUGCGGGCAGGCUGGAGGGGCUGCUGGGUUCAUACCGGCGCCGGCUGGAAGCACUGGGGGAGCUGCGGCGUCAGGUGCGGCGUUUGGAGGAGCAAGAUGCAGCCCAUGCCCGCCGUGCUGCUGCCCUUGAGGACGAGCUGCGCCGCGCUGCCCCUGCCCGUGCCGAGCUUGACACUUGCCGUCGGCAGGUGCAGGAGCUGCAGGGACGGCAAGCGCAGGCAGCGUUGGAGGCUGAGAAAUGGCAAUUUGAGUGUGGUUCCCUGCGGGAGAAGCUGGAGGCACUGCUGAAGGACAAGGAGGUGGGGGCUGGGCGUGAUGCCCUGCGAGAGGCCAAUGAGGAGCUGCGCUGUGCCCAGGUCCAGCAGAGCUGCCUGAGUCAAGCAGAUGCCGUGCUAGACAGCGCCACCUCCCCCGCGGACAACCUGGCUGCUGAGAUCUUGCCAGCUGAACUCAGGGAGACACUGGUGCGGCUGCAGCAGGAGAACCGGGGCCUGUGCGCACAGGAGGCAGCACUGCAGGGGCAGCUGGCUGAACUGCAGGCCCAACUGGACGAUAGUCGCCGUGUCCGGAGCCGCCUGGAUACCCAGCACAGGCUGAGCCAGCAGGAGGUGCUGGAGCUGCGGGGCCAGCUAGAAGAGCUGCAGCAGUCAUUGCAGGAACAGGGCAGCCGGGCUGAGGAUGCCAUUUCCUCUGUGCUGAAGGAGAAGCUGGAAGAGCAUCUGGAGAAGCUGAAUGAGGCCCAUGCGGAGCUGCAAAAGAAGCGGGAGCACCUGGAGGGCCUGGAGCCACGGGCAGACAGUGCCGCAGCCCAGCGCAUUGACGAGCUGCAGCAGAUCCUGCGGCAGAAAGAUGAAGACAUGCGGGCAAUGGAGGAGCGCUACCGGCGCUAUGUGGACAAGGCCAACUCGGUCAUCCGGAGGCUGGAUCCGGCACCAGGGGCUACGGGGUCCCUUCUUGGGGUGCAGGCACUGCGCAAUCAGCUGCAGGAGAAGGAGGCCAAACUGCAGUACCUAGAGAUGGACCUGGCAAAAACACUGUCACAGCGGGAGCAGGAGGAGCGGCUCAUCAUCACCGCCUGGUACAACAUGGGCCUGGCACAGCAGCACUGUACCUCCUGGGACCAUUCUAGCCCUCCCGGCGCCCCCCAGUCCUUCCUGAGCCAGCAGCGCCAGGCGGCCCCUGCCCGCCGUGGCCCCCCACGACUCCCCCGUGGCCCCCUACAUUGAAUCCUCCUGGCCUGUGUGGGAGGGGUGCUAGGGGAGGCAAGCGGGUGGGGCUUAGCUUUUGGCAUCCCUACUGCCCCCCCUUUCUCUGAUGGUGCCUUAGUCUCUUUAAUGGGGGGACAGGAAAGGCUUAACCUUGUAUGCCACCACCCAAGUCCCUCUGAAAGGUGGGUCUCAGGAAGAAAGGGGCUAAGAGGGAGCCAGUUCCUUGCCUCCCACCCAGAGGAGGUGGGGGAGGUUCUUUCAGACCAGCCCAGAGUUCUGGGAUACUCUUUUUUUAACUACUGCCUGUGCCCCUGCUGGGAUUGUCAUUGUUCCCCCUCCCCCAAAUAAUCCUGGCAGGGGCC
Molecule: messenger RNA, 2189 nt
Organism: Alligator sinensis (Chinese alligator)
Lineage: Eukaryota; Metazoa; Chordata; Crocodylia; Alligatoridae
Gene: HOOK2
Product: hook microtubule tethering protein 2
Exons: 20
Coding region: 1-1845 (614 amino acids)
Biological process (GO): cytoplasmic microtubule organization; cytoskeleton-dependent intracellular transport
Cellular component (GO): centrosome; cytoplasm
Molecular function (GO): microtubule binding; dynein light intermediate chain binding
Source: RefSeq, a predicted model, not a curated record